Messenger RNA from Vittaforma corneae ATCC 50505, 1686 nucleotides. RefSeq lists its product as uncharacterized. Gene Ontology annotation, biological process: transmembrane transport. NCBI's taxonomy places the organism in Eukaryota, Fungi, Microsporidia, Nosematidae. Gene Ontology annotation, cellular component: membrane. Gene Ontology annotation, molecular function: ATP binding; ATP hydrolysis activity; ATPase-coupled lipid transmembrane transporter activity. The transcript has a single exon. The record is from RefSeq and is a predicted model, not a curated record. Bases 1 to 1686 code for a protein of 561 amino acids.
AUGAGCUUUCUCCAGCAGUUUGGUUUCAAGCAUUUACUAAAGUGUUUUCUAAAGAUCAUUCAUUGCUGUUGGAGGUCUACAAAUAAGUAUUAUCUUAUUGGUAUGCUAUGUCUUCUUCCCUUAUAUAUUGCAAUGGAUUACAGAGAAGUUAUGACAUUCGACUAUCUAAUCUUGGCAUUCAAGAGGGACGAUGGAUAUACAAUGUAUGACUAUGCCACCAUGUCUGUGAAGAUAUUCCUUGUAAAGCUAAUCAUAGCCAUAUUCAACGAUAUCGCAACAAGCGAAUUCUUUUAUAGUGGAUUGAAAACUUCUCUGACCGACUUUUUGGGUCUAGAUUGGAAUUCGUUCCAUCGCUAUACAACUGGAGAACUCCUCCUUAGACAAUACGAGAAGGGAGAGGCAGUCUCCAUCAUUAUGUAUGGUAUUGUCAUGAAAAUUGUUGCUAGUGCUCUGGGUGCUGUUCUAACCAUAGUACAUAUCAUUAAAAAAACUACGCUUAAUUUUGGAUUAGGAAUGCUUAUGGGAUCUGUAAUGCAUAUCGUUAUAUUUACGGCAUGCCUGAAGACGCUCAAUGCCUUUCAGCACAAGUAUAUUGAUACCAAGAAUCGCUCACGCUCGCUUGUUGAAAAUGAAUCGUCAAAUUUUCAUAUUGUCAAAGUAUACAACCUUAAUAAAAACUCGCACGAGAGGAUACGUGAUGUAAUGCAUGCAAGAUAUAAAGCAAAGCUUGGAUACCUGGUAUACAAGUCAAAAAGCGAGCUGUACUACAAGACUAUCGAAAUAUUAUCCAAUGUCUUUGUCAUUGCACUGUACUACACAGAUGUAAUAUCAGGAGACUUUCUGGAUGCGACCGUUAGUCAAAUUUGCCAUCUAUGUGACUCUCUAAGGACGUUUCUGACGUCAAUUACAGAAUUCAGUGAAUACUUUUAUUUGUUUUGUACACUAGAGCAAGGCUUGAUCCAGGGCGAAAUUAGACCAAUUUUGCUUGACACUAUUAGCAAGAUUGAAUGCGACAGUCUUUCGUUUCAAGCCCUCUUCUCUAAUGUUAGUUUCAAGCUUGAAAAAAAUCAAAAAAUGGCUAUUGUAGGUGCAAACGGCUCAGGAAAAACCAUACUGCUUAGGAUCUUAGCUGGACUACUGGAUUACAAUGGAAGUGUUAGAUUUGAUGGAAAUGAGCUGUACCAAAUAAAUAGACAGCAUCUGUACGGUCUUCUAACAUUUAUAUCACAGGCUGAUGCCUAUUCUGACGGGAGUAUAAUGAGCAACUUGAAAUACGGAAAUAAUCUGAGCGAGGAUGAAAUAAUUGGAAAAUGCAGACGCUUCAACGUCGACUGUAUCUUUUCUGAACUAGAAAAUGGGUAUGCAAAGGAUUCGUCCUCAUUAGGAACCGAAUUGAGCGGAGGACAGAGGCAAAGAGUAAGUUUUAUGAGGGGGGUGCUGAGAAGUACGCCUGUGCUUAUUGUAGAUGACUGUCUUUCGGGAGUAAAUAUGCGAGAUAGGGGCGUUUUAGUAGAAAAUCUGCUAUCACUGAACGAUCGCAUGAUAAUUAUGACAUGCAGUAGAUUUGACUUCCUUAGUAAGUUUGAUAAAAUUUUGCUGCUGCAAGGAGAUGCGUCAAGGGCUGGAUCCUUUGACGAAUUGGAGGGCGAGCUGAGGUCGUACUUUAAGACGAACGUCAUGGCGUAA